This is a messenger RNA of Arachis stenosperma, 788 nucleotides long. Its product is annotated as OVARIAN TUMOR DOMAIN-containing deubiquitinating enzyme 4-like. Gene Ontology annotation, molecular function: cysteine-type deubiquitinase activity. Gene Ontology annotation, biological process: endoplasmic reticulum unfolded protein response; protein deubiquitination. Gene Ontology annotation, cellular component: nucleus; cytosol. The coding region runs from base 239 to 715 and encodes 158 amino acids. The transcript is spliced from 5 exons. The record is from RefSeq and is a predicted model, not a curated record. NCBI's taxonomy places the organism in Eukaryota, Viridiplantae, Streptophyta, Magnoliopsida, Fabales, Fabaceae.
AAUUAUGUUCCUGUUUUUGUGGCAUAAUGAAUAAAUUAAAAAAACGAAAAAAAAAAUGAAAAGGAGAGAGAAGGGGAACCGUAUUCGAUUCUCUAGUGAGAAUUUCAUGUCACAGCUCAACCACAAGGAAACUAAGAUGAUAGAGAUAAGGAGCGUUUGGAGGAAGUGCCCACGAACUCCAUUCUUGAAGCUCAAAACGCAAUAGCACCAAACAGGUGUUAGCUCGGGGGUUCUAGUGAUGCCGCAAUCAGAAAAGUCGUUCAGUAACAAACUUCCAAUAAUCUGGAUUCCAGGGGAUGGCAGAUGUUUGUUUAGGUCUGUAGUGUAUGGUGCAUGCCUUAGAAGAAGGGAGCCAUCUCCAAGUCUCAAUAGGCAAAAAGAACUUGCAGAUGACCUUAGAGCCAAAGUCGUAGAUGAAUUCAUCAAGAGGAGGGCAGAUACUGAAUGGUUUCUUGAGGAUGACUUUGACACCUACACAGGACAAAUGCGAAAGCCUCACGUUUGGGGAGGAGAACCUGAACUUCUUAUGUCCUCGCAUGUUUUACAGAUGCCUAUAACAGUGGUGAUGGAGGAUAAGAAAUCCAAGAAUCUUAAAGUAAUAGCUGAAUAUGGUCAAGAGUAUGGUAAGGAUAACCCAAUUCGUGUUAUCUAUCACGGUUAUGGCCAUUAUGAUGCCUUCAACAAUUCCAAUAACACUACAUAUUCGCAGAAAUGAUUACAACUUUGAUAAGCUGCAUAUAUCAUAUAAAUGUGAUUAGUGAAUUAUUAAGAUCCCUGUUAUAUAUCUA